AUGCAGUCCAAUUCUUUCAAGGAAUACUUCAGCCCCAAACUGACCAUGUGCACUUUCUCCGAAGACGACCUCAGCAGUUGUGAAAAUCAGCCAUGCCAAAACGGUGGUCUGUGUGAGAGCCACGAUGGCGCUUUCAGGUGCCUUUGCUCCCAACAGAGCCAGAACGGGCGCCUGUACGGGGGAGAAAACUGCACAACCGCACUUUCAGGCUGUGAUGACAACCAGUGUGAGAACAGAGGAAUGUGCUCGCCUUUACUUGUCCAUGGUGAGCACACCUACACGUGUAUCUGCCUUGCUGGCUUUACGGGCCCUAAAUGCCAGACCCCCAGCGUCUUCUCAUUCGAGACCAAAGGAUACAUUUACGUAGAGACUCAGCUUCUUGACCCAGAAGCUCCCCUAAAUGUGACAUUCAGCUUCAGGACGGAGAGACCCUACGGCACCCUGCUGCAGCGCAGAGUGGACGACCUUCUCCUCAGCAUUGAGCUAACGGAUGGACAUCUUGGCCUCCGUAGUCUCGAGGGUCAAGGCUCCAGCACUCUGGUUCAGGAGCUACCGGAGUAUUUGUCCAACAACAAGUGGUACACGGUUGAAGCAUCAUUGGGUGGUGCGGUCAGCAUGAUCCAGCUGCUCUACACUGAAGAAAGCUGCACCAGGGCCUCUGAGGUCCAGCUGCUGGAGCCAGCGCCUGCUCUCCCCGAGCCAGGGUCAGUCCGUCACAGCCUCUUCAUCGGAGCAGUCAGAGGGAACUGGAGUUCAGGCGGAGGAGGCGAUGAAGAAGACCACCCGCCUGCUUUUCUGGGAUGCUUCAGAGAUGUGCUUGUGGACUCACGUCUGGUGUUGCCGUCUGCAGUGCCAGAUGGUUCAGACGCCCAGGUAAACGUCAGUGAGGGGUGCAGCGACAGAGACAGGUGCGAUGACAGCCCGUGUCAGAUCAGAGGGCGCUGCGUGAGCCAGGGGUGGAGGAGCUACACCUGUGAGUGCUUCAGGCCCUAUGAGGGGGACGACUGUGCAGAGGAGUAUGUCACAGCAAGGUUUGGCAACCAAGACGUGGAGAAUUAUGCUUCUUUCUCAUUGGAUGACGAGCCAGGUGACUCUGUGAACAUAUCCCUGUUCCUUCGCACCAGACAGUCCAGCGGCCUGCUCCUCAUCCUGGCCAACAGCACCAGCCAGUACCUCCGCCUGUGGUUGGAAGAAGGAAGGAUCAAAGUUCAGGUCAACAACUUUGAGACCCUCGUUGGUCGGACUGCGAUCAGUGACGGACAUUUUCAUCUGGUGACUGUGAUGCUGAAAGGAAUGGCCGCCAUGUUGUUCCAGUCGACCCAGGUCCAGGGCCAUAUGUUCAUCAGGCCUAUCGAUGCUCAUACUGGGGAUCUGGUUUUCGUUGGGGGGCUUCCAGACCCAAGGGUCUCAGCUUCCUUUGGUCGCUACUUUAAGGGAUGCGUCCAGGAUCUAAGGAUUAACAACAAGCGACUUCAGUUCUAUCCCAUUGAAACUCCAGUGGAAUCUUACAUCCUGGAGCAACUUGUCAACGUUGCACAAGGAUGCAGCAGUGACAAUGCCUGUGCUGUCAACCCCUGUCUCAACGGAGGAGUGUGUUACUCCAUGUGGGACGACUUCAUCUGCAACUGUCCGCCUAACACUGCGGGGCGGGGCUGUGAGGAGGUCAAAUGGUGCGAGCUGUUACCCUGCUCCUUCCCUGCUGUUUGUCAACCCCGCUCUCAGGGCUUUGAGUGUUUGUCUAACGUGACAUUCCGGGUUGAAAGCAGUGUUUUGCAAUACCGGAGCAAUGGGAAGAUUAAGCGCAACCUCGACAGUUUCUCCAUCAGCUUCCGCACAAGACAGUCCGCUGCCACCUUACUGAAUGCACAUAAGGACUCAGACCAGGUCACCAUCUCCCUCCUGAACUUUCAUGUGGUCAUGGAGCUCCAGGCUGGGGCAAAAGACUCCAACAAGGUGACCGUACGAAGCGAGGGUCCGAUCAGUGAUGGAGAGUGGCACACUGUGGAGAUCAGCCUGGAGAACCAGACCCUCCCAACGUCAAGAUGGAUCAUGGUUGUUGAUGGAGGCAAGACUGAGGUUAGCAUGUCCAGAACAGCACCUGGGGACCUGGAUUUUCUUAGGGAGGGAGCAUAUAUCUUCCUAGGAGGGUUAAGCUCUGAGGCUGGGGUGAACAUGUCUGGCUGCCUGGGUCUUGUGGAGAUCGGAGGCCUUCUUCUGCCUUUCCACCUGGACACAGAGUUCAACGUCCCGAGACCUCAGGAGGAGCAAUUUGCGAUGAUAACCCCUGGUGUUGCCCCAAAUUACGGCUGCUGGGGAGCUAGAGUGUGUGCACCCAACCCCUGUAACAAUGACGGUGUGUGUGAGGACCUGUUUGACCUGCACCACUGCAUAUGUCCCUCCAAGUGGACGGGUCCACUGUGUGAAAAGCAAGCAGACUCCUGCAUCUCCAGCCCCUGCAUUAACGGACACUGCAUCAACCUUACGGAGGGGUUCGAGUGUGUGUGUGAGGUGUGGUACAGCGGCAAACAGUGUGACCUGGAAGCUGAUAUGUGUGAAAACAGCAAUUGCAGCGAAGGCGCCACGUGCCUCAAAGGUUUCCGGAGCUACGGGUGCCUCUGCCCUCUGGGUUUGACGGGUGAAUACUGCAACGAGAACAUUCCGGAAAUCCCAUGGUACAUUGAGACUCAUCCAAGUCCCCAUUUACCUGUAUCUACAUGCGCUGGUACAAUAUGGGACUACAACUGCUUUAAUGGAGGGAACUGCUCUGAAGAGGACAGCUGUCACUGUACGCCUGGUUUCGUAGGACAGUGGUGUGAGAAGGACGUGGAUGAAUGUGUCUCAAGCCCAUGCAUGUACGGCGGCUUCUGCGUGAAUUACAUGAACGGUUUUGAGUGCGUGUGUGAUAUGGAUCACGUAGGGAUACACUGCCAAAUUGAUGUCAGUGACUUUUACCUGUACGUCUUCCUGGGCGCGUGGCAGAACAUGUUCCAGCUGGUGUCCUUCCUCGUGUGGCGACUCGACGAUGAGCCAGAAAUUGAGUGGGGGUUCAUCCUCAACGACUAG
Molecule: messenger RNA, 3063 nt
Organism: Trematomus bernacchii (emerald rockcod)
Lineage: Eukaryota; Metazoa; Chordata; Actinopteri; Perciformes; Nototheniidae
Product: protein crumbs homolog 1-like
Exons: 8
Coding region: 1-3063 (1020 amino acids)
Biological process (GO): Notch signaling pathway
Molecular function (GO): calcium ion binding; Notch binding
Source: RefSeq, a predicted model, not a curated record